GUCACAACGAGAACAAUUCUAACUAACGACAAUUUGUCAAACGUUUUUGUUUCGCGUAGUUUUGUCGACGAAUUGAACUUAUUUUUAAUAGAGUCGCCAAGUAAAGCGACGAAAAUUCUAUCGCGUAGAAUAUUUCUCUUUUUUAUUUGACAUAUAAUCAUGGAGCUACGUAUCAUAUUUUUAUUGCUAAUCUCUGGUGCGAGUGUUUUCGGAAGAACAAUCCAAGAUAUGCAAACUUCAAAUUUUGAUUUGGAACACUUAAAAGAAACGGACGACGACGAUAAUAUUGAUAAAAGGGCCCGAGACUUUAUUACGUCUAGCGAUGCCGAUAAGAAUUUAAGUAAUGAAAACGAAGAACGAAACAAACGAUGUCGCUUCUAUCCUAAUUCGGAUUCUGAUUGUAGUUCUGAGAGCUUUUUUGACGAAAAAAGCAACUGUUGUAUCGUAAUAAUUCAAAAUAUACAACCUCCACCAAAUCCUCCACCUACUACUCCACGUAAAAAAUAAUAUAUGCUAUAUAGAAGAUAUUAGAUGAGUGCAAAGUUUUGAUGAGUUCCAAAAGAUCUGACUGUAUUUAAUAGCAAAACUACAGAUAAUAAAAAACAAU
This is a messenger RNA of Harpegnathos saltator (Jerdon's jumping ant), 607 nucleotides long. RefSeq lists its product as uncharacterized. The coding region runs from base 160 to 507 and encodes 115 amino acids. The transcript is spliced from 3 exons. NCBI's taxonomy places the organism in Eukaryota, Metazoa, Arthropoda, Insecta, Hymenoptera, Formicidae. The record is from RefSeq and is a predicted model, not a curated record.